AUGGAAUCAACAGAAUAUUUUACAGGUUCAGAUUCAUUUGAUAAAUUAACAUAUUCAUUUAUGGGUUUAAGAUUAAUAGCAUAUACAUAUUUUUUUAUUAUAUGUUUUUAUCAAGCAUUUUUAGAAAUUCUUAAAAUGAUUAAAAAACAAUCAAAAACUACAACAAGAUUUUUUGUAUUUUUUUUUCAAUCUUUAUUUUGUAUUUUAAGAACAAUUCAAACAGCAUUUUUCUAUGAUAACCACCAAUUAGGUACUGCAGCAAUUUUCCUUGCUUGGGUUUUUAUUCAACAUUAUUGGUUACUUAUUAUGUAUAAAUUUUUUAUUUCAGAAGAAGUUAGACUAAAUCGAGCAAAACCAAUUAAUUAUUCAACAUUUAUUUUUGCCCUUGUUAUUAUAAUUUAUCAAUUUACAGUUUCAAGUAUAACCUUGCGUAAAAAUAUUGAAACAGCAGAGUCUGUUGGAUUUUUAAUUUUACUUUUAAUUUAUGCAUCAAUAGUUUCGUUUAAUGGUUAUUAUUUAUUAAGACAUUUAAAAAAACAUAAAAAGUCAACACCAUUUAGUCAUUUUGAUAUUAUGAUUUUAAAAACCAAGAUUUUAUUAUCAACAGUUAUUUUUGUAGCAGUAACAAUUAUCAUACAAGAACUUAUUUUCAAUAUGUAUUAUACAGACACUUAUGAAACACCAAGACAAUAUUUAAAAUUAUUUAUUGUUGGUGUAAUAGAAUUUUUUCAAUUGUUAGUUGUAAUGUUAGUAUUAUCAGAUGGUAAAUGGAAAGUUUAUGUAUUAUUUAAAUCAAUUAAAACUCAUAAUGAUAGUUCUAGUGAAAUGGAAAAUUCAAAUAGUAAUUCUAAAGGUAAAAAGAGUUCAACAUUUGAUUUAGGAUAUAGUGGUAAUACAAAUUCAAAUUUUAAUACUUUGGAAAUUUCAAUUGAAAUUGAAAAUUCAAAUAAAUCUUCAACAAGUUUUAGUAAUAGCAAAAGUGAUCUAAUUAAUUCUUCUUUAAAAGAUCCAAGUUAA
Messenger RNA from Dictyostelium discoideum AX4, 1017 nucleotides. RefSeq lists its product as hypothetical. The transcript is spliced from 5 exons. The record is from RefSeq and is a predicted model, not a curated record. NCBI's taxonomy places the organism in Eukaryota, Evosea, Eumycetozoa, Dictyosteliales, Dictyosteliaceae. Bases 1 to 1017 code for a protein of 338 amino acids.